Messenger RNA from Hyphopichia burtonii NRRL Y-1933, 898 nucleotides. RefSeq lists its product as uncharacterized. The record is from RefSeq and is a predicted model, not a curated record. The transcript has a single exon. The coding region runs from base 170 to 778 and encodes 202 amino acids. Gene Ontology annotation, biological process: chromatin remodeling. Lineage: Eukaryota; Fungi; Ascomycota; Pichiomycetes; Serinales; Debaryomycetaceae. Gene Ontology annotation, cellular component: Ino80 complex.
AAAAACUACUACUUCACAAAUAUUAAAGCACCAAUUGUUGCUUCUCUUAAACCCAUAUAAAAAGAGCCCUAAAUCAAGGUGUGGUAUUUAACUGCCCUCUUCAAAAUUUUAAACAGCAGUAUUAUCACCUAUUUUCUCCUCUGUCUUAAAUCCAUUUGAACCUAUUACCAUGGCUCCACCCAAAAGAUAUUGGGCCAAGUUGAAAGUGCCCUCUGAGUUUUUGAAAACGUUACCAGAAUUCCCCCCUCCAAUAUCGAAGUCCCGUUUGAAGAAACUAGCCGCUGAAGAGCGUAGAGCCUUAGCGGCAGCAUCACAGUCCAAUGGUAGCAGUGCAGGUGCAUCAAAAGCAGGCUCUCCAACUCCCAGUAUGAAUGAGUCUAUAGUGGACGAGCAUGAUGGGAAUGAUUUGGAAAGUAGUCCUGUUAAAUCCCACAAGACCAAUCCUGCUUUAGCCCUUGCUAAUCAAAAUAAUGCUAAAAUCAACUCUGGUGUUAAGGAAAUGUCAACGGCUGGUUUAACCAUGAAUAGUGCCAAUAGUUCAAGCUACGCCCUCGAUAAGUCGGGGACUGGUGUUAGAAAGUGGAAAAAGGGCCCAAGACAAUUCAAGACUUUUAGUGGAUUCAAGGUUACUUAUUCCGCUUACAGAACCAUGCCUACUUCGAGAUCCAAGCCUGAGAAACUGGCCAAGGCAAUCAAAGAUAAAGCUAUAAAAAACGAAACUAUAAAAGAUGACCUUAUCAAGGAAUCCUCUUCUGGGGCCGCUACUCCUGUAAACUAAGAAAGUAGAUGAAUUACGUCCUUUCCUACUUUCGACUUAGAAACGAUUAUGAAUUCGAUUACGCAUUAAAAGAUAAUUGAUCCUCAUUUGUAUAUUAAAGGAAUUAUUUGUAAUAUAACG